Messenger RNA from Cercospora beticola, 826 nucleotides. RefSeq lists its product as uncharacterized. The record is from RefSeq and is a predicted model, not a curated record. NCBI's taxonomy places the organism in Eukaryota, Fungi, Ascomycota, Dothideomycetes, Mycosphaerellales, Mycosphaerellaceae. Gene Ontology annotation, molecular function: oxidoreductase activity, acting on NAD(P)H, oxygen as acceptor. Gene Ontology annotation, cellular component: intracellular anatomical structure.
AUGUCAGAAGUACCUCAGAAGAAAGUCAGCCUUGAAGGCAAGGUUAUUGCGAUCACUGGUGCAAACCGCGGGAUCGGAUUAGGCAUUGCGGAUUGCUGCAUGGCUAAUGGAGCGCUUGCCGUAUAUUCCAUCGACAUUGGAGAGACGGGAGAGGAUUUCAAGCUGGUCUCAGAACGCUAUCCAGGAAAGCUCCAUGCCAUCACGGCAGAUGUCACGAAAGAGGCCAAUGUUACCGAAGCCGUAGAUAAGAUUCUGGCCGAAGCUGGAGCCCUUCAUGGAAUGGUUGUAAAUGCCGGGCGAACGAAGCACAAGCCCGCUCUUGAUUUCACAACGGAAGAGAUCGAUCAGCUUUGGAGUAUCAAUGCAAGUGAAGCUAGCCCCACCCAGUAUGCAAGCAAACUGACUUGGAUCCAGCUUUAUGGCUCAUUUUAUUGCGCUCGCGUCGCAGCUCGAGCAUUUAUCAAGCAAGGCGUGAAGGGGUCGAUAGUUUUUACUGCUUCCAUGGCCAGUUAUCGUCCAAAUAAGCGCGUACCCUCUGCUCCAUAUGGUGCAUCCAAGGCUGGAGUGAAGAAUAUGACACAUACUCUCGCGAUGGAGUGGGCACAGUACGGUAUUCGUGUGAACUCGGUCAGCCCCGGUCUCGUAAAGACCGCCAUGACAUAUUGGGUCGAACAGCAACCCGACUGGGAGCAGCAAUUGAAGUACUACGGCGGCAUUCCCCGGCUCGCCGAGAUUGAAGAGCUCGGAGGAGCUUACGUCUACUUGUUGAGCGACGCGGCCUCUUAUACGACAUCAAUAGAUAUUCCAGUCAAUGGUGUCAUUGGUA